Centruroides sculpturatus (bark scorpion) is the source of this 2256-nucleotide messenger RNA. RefSeq lists its product as uncharacterized. The transcript is spliced from 2 exons. The record is from RefSeq and is a predicted model, not a curated record. The coding region runs from base 1 to 2256 and encodes 751 amino acids. NCBI's taxonomy places the organism in Eukaryota, Metazoa, Arthropoda, Arachnida, Scorpiones, Buthidae.
AUGACCAAGCCAUUUCCAAAUGGAAUGAAUCCAAAUUCCACCAGGGAAUUGAGCAAGCUCCGAUGCCGCCGCAAUACCAUAAGAGCAUCCAUGAAGAAGACAAUCGGCAAUAUCAACGCCAUUUCUGACUCGACGCUGUCCGAUGAAAUCGAACUGUCCCGUGACAUGUUGAACGAAUGGCUUAGGGAGUUAAAGAUAUUAAAUGAAGCUAUUCACAACAAACUCGAGGACACGAAAUACGAAACCAACACCGCUGCCUGUGAAGAGAGGGAAGAAUCUACCCGACUUGCCGUCAUUAGAGUCCGAGUCCUCGACCAUAGGAACGCCGCAUUCGACCUCACCACGGCAAGCCCCAUCAGUCCUGACUCCCCGUCCUUUACCGGAUCAAAUAUACCGGAUAUUGAGAAGCAUGUCUUCCUUCGAGGAUAUCUUCAAGGUGAGGCUAAGCGUCUAGUUGAUGGCAUCGCCAUAACCGCAGGGACAUAUGCAGAGACCAAGGCACGAUUACUGAAGAAAUACGGAGAUAAGAACCGUAUAAUUCAGGCACACAUCGACUACCUAGAGGGCUUACAACCUUUAAUCUGUCCAACUGCCACCGAAUUGAAUGACCUCUUCGUUGAGUGCAAUAAUAGAGUGCACGCCCUGAAGGCCCUGGGAGAGCCCAUUAGCCACUACAGACGCAUACUAACGCCGAAAAUCCUUCGGGCAUUCCCGGAUUCAUUGUGUGAACGAUGGCUCAUUCAUGUUCGUCAUAAGGGUACCCAUGAAUCUGAUCUGGAACUAUUGCUGAAGUUUGUGCGAGACAAAAUAGACGGUAUCACUACUGCUGCUACUAUCCAUGGAACACAGGACCAAUUUCUGACAAGAGAAGAACCCCAAGCUACCGCAGCCACUCUAGCAGUCCAGACAAGGAAUAAAUCCACGGGAAGAAACACCAAAGGGAGAGGAUCCUCCUAUCCCCCGUGUGCCUUCUGCAACAGUUUCCUCCACUUCAGUUCUGACUGCGCACUCUUAACAAAUCUGAGAAAACGUGCAGAGAAACUGCGCGAGACCAACUGUUGUUUUCUGUGCUUAGGCCAAAACCAUACCACUCACAAUUGUCCCCGAUGUGAACACAAUCAUCACGUUUCGAUAUGUGAGGCAGACCCAACGCAGACUCACAUGACAGUCGCAGCUAACAGACCGACACCACCUAUGACCCAACCCCCAACAUCUGCUCUGGGGUUUGCUCUCUCAACUAUUAGCACAUCUCAAGCCACAGUGUGUAAAAUCGAUGUGCACUCAGACUUUACAUAUCUACAGACAGCUCGAGUUUGGGUUCAUGGAGCAAAGGGCACUGCAAGACAAGUUAGAUGUGUCUUAGACCCAGGAAGCCAAAGGAGUUUCGUUGGCACCCCCCUCAUUGACUCGCUAGAACUGGUGGUGAUUGGAUAUGAACCGUUGGCAAUUCAAGCCUUUGAGUCAGAUGCUAGUACCUACACAUCACGUCGUCGAGUGCGACUCAGUCUGUCCAGCUAUGUCAGCAGGUUUGCUACAUCCUUAAUAGCUGCAGAAUCUUCAAAUACAUACCUCCCUCAUCCGACAGUAUCACAGUUCGCCUAUCCCGUCAGAGAGAUGCCACCACUAGAACUUGCAGAUCUACAGCAGGAGUCAUGUGAUUUACCCAUUGAAAUACUAAUUGGAUCCGACUUUUAUUGGCGAUUUGUCAAAACAAAAAGCCCUAUUCGCAUAAAUGGCACUCUGACACUAGUCCCAUCGCACUUUGGCUGGAUUUUGAACGGUAAUAGGACUAAUGUCUCGAUUCACCCAGUCCAGGUUAAUAGUAUUACAACCCCUUCGGACCCAAUACUACGAUCAAUGUGGGAUCUGGAUACCCUCGGCAUCCGAGAGUUGGAGGAGAAGUCGUUGAUUGUCCAUGAUGCACAUCUGCUCGACGGCUUCCGUCAAUCUUUCCGGAUCAAGAGAGGAAGGGCAGAGAUCCAUCUGCCCUGGAAGCAGAACAUCCGCCUCACAGAUACAAACCGCACAACUGCUCUGCGCCGUUUUGAGACACUACGUCGCAGAUUCAGCAAAGAUAUAGAGUUCAGCAAUAUGUACACCUGCCACAUGCUCAACUACUUCUCCAACGGUUAUGUGGAACGGUUGAUGAACAAGCAACAUUACAACAGACCUACUACUUGCCACAUCACACAGCAAUCCGAAGUAAACACAACAUUUCCAAAUGGCGUAUCGUAUUUGAUGCUUCUUCUCAUGUGA